Dromiciops gliroides (monito del monte) is the source of this 4380-nucleotide messenger RNA. Its product is annotated as zinc finger protein 160-like. Gene Ontology annotation, cellular component: nucleus. The record is from RefSeq and is a predicted model, not a curated record. The coding region runs from base 1 to 3537 and encodes 1178 amino acids. Gene Ontology annotation, molecular function: RNA polymerase II transcription regulatory region sequence-specific DNA binding; DNA-binding transcription factor activity, RNA polymerase II-specific. Lineage: Eukaryota; Metazoa; Chordata; Mammalia; Microbiotheria; Microbiotheriidae. The transcript has 7 exons. Gene Ontology annotation, biological process: regulation of transcription by RNA polymerase II.
AUGGAGGGCGCCGCCAGGCUCCCCGCUGAGCCGGGCUGGGCGGGGCCCCGGCCUCCUCCCCGGGAGGCGGACUCCCGAGUGGCGAGCGCGCACAGCCCCACGCAAGCAUACAGGUUCCGAGGUAGUGACACACGCAUCCCUUGCAGUAACACUCGUGUCCACGGAUACAGUCAGAGGGGAAUGACACACUGCAGGAGGAGAUGCGGGGCGCAUGCGCGUCCUAGGCCUCGCCCCCUUCAGCUGCUCGCUCCCCCUGGGCCUGGACGUAUAGUCUGCGCCUGCGCUUGCGCACGGAGCUGUCCGACGGAGGUUCCCAGAGGGCUCAGCGCGUAUAUCUGCCUUUGUACCCGGCCGCGGGCCGAGCUCCGGGCGCGCAGGCGCAGAGCGACCGGGGCGAGCGAGCGCGAAGCCGCCGCGGCGGGAGCUUCCAGAGUAGCGAGAGGGAGCCAAGCCCUCAGGUCACAUGGCUCUGAGUCUCCUUCCCCAGGAGGGAAGCCCAGAGGAGGAUGGCUGGUCCCCCGGGGGCCUCUGGGCCCUAGACCAGGAAGCUGUGUCAUUCAGGGACGUGGCUGUGGACUUCACAGAGGAGGAAUGGGGGUGCCUGAGCCCCCCGCAGUGGCAGCUGUACAAGGAGGUGAUGCUGGAGAACUACAGGAACCUGAUGUCCCUGGCCUCCCAUUUCUGCUGCCCAGUGGGUGUCUCAUGGACGGGAGACGGGAGACGGGAGACGGAGGCACAGAGAGACAGACGGGAGACAAAGAACCCGUCCAGACUGGCAUUCCACACCGUGCAGGAAAACAAGGCCUGAUAGAGGACAAACCAGACCUGAUCUCUUGGCUGGAACAAGGGGAAGAGCCAUCAGCCCCGGAUCUGCGGGGAGAGGCCCCAAGGAGCCCCUGUCCCUGGGAAGGAGACCCUUCUGCCCGGCGCCUAGGAGCCAGGGGAUGCCGCAGCCCAGCUGGGCCCUCAGCCUGGGAUACUAGAACAGAGAAGCAGGAGGAGUCACUUCGUAAACAAGAAGAACAAGGAAUGACAGAAACAUCAGUGGAAAGCCCCAGAAGGGAUAUUGUUACCCAGGUCCCUGAAUUUUGGGAAGGUCCUAUUCAGGAGAUCACAUUAUGGAAGCAAAUAGGAAACCUGACAAGGGAGACUCCGAGAAAAGAAUUUGGGGAGUGGCCUGUUCCAGACAGCUCAUUAUGGAAACAAAUGGGAAACUUUGCCUGGGAGACUCCAAAGAAAGAAUUUUGGGAGGGUCCUGUCCAAGACAUCACAUUAUGGAAGCAAAUGGGAAACCUUGUAGGAGAGACUUCAAGGAAAGAAUUUUGGGAGGGUCCUGUCCAAGACAUCACAUUAUGGAAGCAAACGGGAAACCUUGUAGGAGACACUCCAAGGAAAAUCCUUUCCCAGGAAAGAGGUUUAUGUGAGUUAACUGUCUCCUGUAAGAAAAAUCUCACUGAGCAGAGAGACCAGGCAUGUGCUGACUUUGGUAAAAGCUUUCAUCAGAACAUAUCCACACACAAAGGGUCAUGGGAUUAUAAUCAAUGUGGGAAUCUUUCUCAUUACUAUCCAUUCUUUAAUCAAUAUCAGAGAAAUCAACCCUGUGAUUUGGGAGGUGGACAGAAUUUCAGCAAGAACUCAUUUCUUAGUCAAAGUCAGAGAAUCUGUGGGGAACAGAAACCUUAUAAAUGUGAAGAAUGUGGGAAGGCUUUCACCAACUAUUCGGACAUUAUUAAUCAUGAAAGAACUCAUGGCGGAGAGAAACAUUAUAAACACAGGCAAUGUGGAACGGCUUUUAUGUGGAGCUCAGUUCUUACUGAACACCAGAAAAUUAAAAUUUGUGAUAAACCCUAUGAAUAUAAGGAGUUUAAGGAGGUCUUCAGCAAGAAUCUAGACAUUACUAAAUAUGAAGGAAUUCAUAGUGCAAAGAAAUCAUCUGAGUAUAGUGAUUGUGGGACAGCCUUUAUUUGGCACUCAAACCUCAUGGAACAUCAGAGAAUUCUCACUAGUGAGAAACCUUAUGAGUGUAAGGUAUGUGGGAAAGCCUUCAGCCAGAACUCCUCCCUUACUCAACACUUCAGAAUUCAUACUGGAGAGAAACCUUACAAAUGUAAGGAAUGUGGCAAGGCCUUCAGACAGAACUCACAUCUUAUUCGACAUCAGCUAAUUCACACUAGAGAGAAACCCUAUGAGUGCCAGGAAUGUGGAAAGGCCUUCAGUCAGAGCUCAGAUAUCAUAUAUCAUGGAAGAAAUCAUGAUGGAGGAAUUUGUUAUAAGUGUAGGCAAUGUGGAAAGGCCUUUACAUGGAGUGCUAUUUUUACUGAACAACAGAAAAUUCAUGCUUUUGAGAAACCCUAUAAAUAUAAGGAGUUUGGAGUGGCCUUCAGCCAGAACUCAGACAUUGUUAAAUAUGAAGGAAUUCAUAGUGGAAAGAAACCAUUUGAGUGUAAAGACUGUGGGGCAGCUUUCAGUUGGCACUCAAACCUCUUGGAACAUCAGAGAACUCACACAGGUGAGAAGCCUUACGAAUGUAAGGUAUGUGGGAAAGCCUUCAGCCAGAGCUCCUCCCUUACUCAACACUUCAGAAUUCAUACUGGAGAGAAACCUUAUAAAUGUAAGGAAUGUGGCAAGGCCUUCAGGCAGAAUUCACAUCUUAUUCGACAUCAGCUAAUUCACACCAGAGAGAAACCUUAUGAAUGUAAGGAAUGUGGAAAGGCUUUUAGCCAGAGCUCAGACAUUAUUAAACAUGAAAGAAUACAUAGUGGAAAGAAACCAUAUGAGUGUAAGGAAUGUGGGGCAGCCUUCAGUUGGCGCUCAUACCUCAUUCAACAUCAGAGAACUCACUCUGUUGAGAAACCUUAUGAAUGUAAGGAAUGUGGGAAGGCCUUUAGCCAGAGCUCAUCCCUUAUUCAGCAUCAUAGAAUUCAUACUGGUGAGAAACCUUAUGAAUGUAAAGAAUGUGGGAAGGCCUUUAGUCAGAGAUCAUCCCUUAUUCAACAUCAUAGAAUUCAUACGGGUGAGAAACCUUACAAAUGUAAGGAUUGUGGGGCAGUCUUCAGUGGGCAUUCUGGCCUUAUCCAACAUGAGAGGAUUCACACUGGUGAGAAACCUUAUGAAUGUAAAGAAUGUGGGAAAGCCUUUAGGCAGAGCUCAGCCCUCAUACAUCAUCAGAUAAUUCAUACUGGAGAAAAACCUUACAAAUGUAAGGACUGUGGGAAAGCGUUUCGCUGGAAUGCAGUUUUUACUGAACAUCAAAAAAUCCACACUGGAGAGAUACCUUAUGAAUGUAAGGAAUGUGGCAAAGCCUUCAUCCAGAGAGCAGCACUUACCCAUCAUCAGAGAAUUCAUACUGGAGAGAAGCCUUACAGAUGUAAGCAGUGUGGGAAGGCCUUCAUCCAGAGAUCCUCCCUUACUCAUCAUCAGAGAAUUCAUACUGGAGAGAAGCCUUACAAAUGUAAGCAGUGUGGAAAGGCUUUCAUCCAGAGAUCAGACCUUACUCGACAUCACGUAAUUCAUACUGGAGAGAAACCUUAUGAAUGAGUGUGGGACAGCCUUCAUCCAGACUUCAGCCCUUAUUACACAUCAAUAAAAUCAUAAUGGAGGAAUGAGAGAAAGACUUCAGUUGGGGCUUGGUCCUUAAAGGAUACGAAUUAAUUCAUGGUGCAUAAACUAUUAUGGAAGCAUCCUUUUUAGUUUAACUGAAAAUAUUAAGAAAUAAUAUUUCUUUCCAUCUAAAACCCUUUCAAGACUUUUCCCUUUAGAAAAGUGGCUAAAGGGGCAGCUAGGUGAUAUAGUGGAUAGAGCACCGGCCCUGGAUUGAGGAGGACCUGAGUUCAAAUCCGGCCUCAGACACUUGACACUUACUAGCUGUGUGACCCUGGGAAAGUCACUUAACCCCCAUUACCCCCCCCCAAAAGUGGCUAAAGUCUUGGGAAUAGGGAUUAAGGAUAAGAACCAAAUUUAGAACUGAGAUAUCCUUGUCUGGUUGCCACCCUUGCCUUCCCUACCCCUGAAAUGACUGGUGCUAUGACUCAUUGAAGGGAAAUGACUUAUUUUUCAUUUAAGGAUUAGGAUAUGGACCAUAGGCAGGAGGCCCUUUCAGUUCUUUAGGGGGGUUGUCAAGGAAGAAAUCUAGUAGUUUAGUUGAAGAUUAAGUGACUACUCUAGAAUGUUGACCCCCCCAAAAAAAAACCCUUGUUUUAAUAUUGUGACCCUUUUCUUGUUCAAAAUUCCUAUAAAUGUUACCUCAAAAUUGUCUUGGGGUAGAGACAUGUCCUGGGGGCUAUAUCAGUUUGGACAUUUUUUCUCUCUAAGACAGAAGUACUUGGAUUUUAGAAUACUGUUUAAUAAAAUUGGUUCUGGCAGACUUGUGCCUAAAAUUCA